Molecule: messenger RNA, 1957 nt
Organism: Erpetoichthys calabaricus (reedfish)
Lineage: Eukaryota; Metazoa; Chordata; Cladistia; Polypteriformes; Polypteridae
Exons: 2
Coding region: 117-905 (262 amino acids)
Molecular function (GO): nucleic acid binding
Source: RefSeq, a predicted model, not a curated record
UAUAAAGAAUACGCAGCUCUUUAAUGAGGAUUGACCCUAUGAGUACUGCAGGAAGAUAGGCCCAAGUAAUCCAAAGAAGAUCAUACCGAGUUGCAUCCCCAAACAGUCUCUGGCACAUGGACAGCCACAUGAAGUUGAUACGAUGGGGAUUUACUGUUCAUGGAUGUAUUGAUGGAUUCUCGCGUCUUAUUCCAUAUUUAAAUUGUGCAUUGGAUAACAAAUCAUUCACAGUUUUAGAAGUUUUUUGCAAUGCUGUUGUGAAGUAUGGCUUACCAUCUCGAGUAAGAUCAGAUCAUGGAGGAGAAAAUCCUCAAGUAGCACUGCUCAUGAAUAUCCUGAGAGGACUGCAGCGUGGUAGCCAUAUUACUGGACAAUCAGUACACAACCAAAGAAUUGAAAGGCUUUGGAAAGACGUAUUCUCACAGGUCAUUGAACCAUUUUACAAGGAGUUCUAUGAAAUGGAGGAUCUUCGUAUUCUGAAUCCAGACAAUACUGUACACAUAGCAUGUCUUCAUUUAGUGUACCUUAAUGAAAUUAACAAACGACUUGAACUAUUCAGAAAUGGUUGGAAUAUGCACAGAAUUAGAACAGAAGGGAACCAAACACCAGAACAGAUUUGGUCAGAUGGGCUUCUCAUCACAAAUUCUGCUCCAUCAGAUGCUACUAUUGAACAGCUUUUAUUAGAAAACUUACAAAGAAUCGGGGGGCCAGCUUUAAUUUCUUCUGAUGUGACUGAAGAAGAAGAGUCAUCCAACACAUUAAAUUUAACUAAUCAGCAGAUGGAAAUGCUUUCUGCUGAAUUUCAGCAUGGAGAUGGAUUACAGGAUAACUAUUCUCGAUGUGUCCGUUGUGUUGUUGAGCUUUUACAAUCUAAUGCAGACAGCACUGCAUCAUCAUCAUCUUAACAGCAUAUUGGAAAAAGAGUUAAGAGAGUUGUCAACCAUGAUUUCAUUUUCAGUUUUAGUAUUAAUGGAAGAACCCUAAACAUAUAAUUUCAUGUUACGUUUUUUUUUUUAUAAUUUUCUAUCUUUUGUAUUGUGCUGGCAGUAAAUAUAAUAGGUUUACAAUUAUGCUUAGUAAACAGUCUCUUUCUUUGACUGCAUCUUUAAUAAAUGUAUGUCAUAUUUCCUGAUGCUGUAAAAUACUGCCUUAAAAUACACAUGCACAAGCAGACAUAAAAAGAAAAAUCAACUUUACUUCCAGUUUCUAAAUUGCACAAGAAUUGAGAAAAUGUCUGAUGUUUAGGUACAGUGGACAGUAGGGCAGAACGGAGUGUCAGAGUCAUAGAAAAAAUAAAAUCAAGGAAAGGUAAAUGUUAAAAAUAAAAAAAACCAUUCAGCAAACACUUUAAAUAGACAAAAGAAAUUUGAGUUAAAACAGUAUGUAACAGAAGGGAUUGGAAAAUUUAAACUAUGAACUGUGCAAAAGAAAAUGUUAGUUUAGAUUAGUUAUUAGUCAUAUUAAAUACUAGACAGAGAGCCAAAAAAAUUAAUUUGACCAUAAUAAAUUUAACAUUAACCUACUAAAAUAUCAGAAAACAAAUUGUCCAUUCAAGGUAUAUGUUUUAACAUGUAAUGGUAAAUAGUAAAAAAGAAAGAUAUCCAAUAGCACUCACUGCACCACAGUAGAAGAGCCAAGAACUAAAGGUGAUCCACAUGUUGCCUGGAGGUAUGAGACACUGUUCCUGAUAGCCAGCAGCUUAGAAUUCUUUGUAUUUAUGUAGCGCUUUUCUCACUACUCAAAGCGCUCAGCAAGUGCAGGUUAAGGGCCUUGCUCAAGGGCCCAACACAGCAGAGGCCCUUUUGGCAUUUAUGGGAUUUGAACCGGCAACCUUCCGAUUGCCAGUGCAGAUCCCUAGCCUCAGAGCCACCACUCCAGGGCCUGGUCCUCAAACAGAACUGGUCUUGUUGAUUAACUUAUCCAGUCGGUUGACAACUGUUGUUUUAAAAGAGCACAC